CGUUUCCGCGUUUCCGCGCGUCCAUGUAAUCGCACCCUGAGUGUAGAAAGUGCAAACGAAACAAAGCGAAAUUGAAUCAAAAGGACAGGAAAAAGUAAAGAUAUAAAGGAUUUCGUGACACUUGGCGAAAGCAUCGCAAAAUGUUGACUCCACGCUUCAAAAUUACGCAAACCGAUACAGAAAUCUCGAUAACAGUGCAUGCUCCGUUUACUAAUAUAAAAGAUACAGAAAUAUAUGUGGAUGGGACAGAUUUCAGAUUUUAUUCCACUCCAUAUUAUCUGAGAUUACAGUUACCAGGUGAAAUAGAAGAAAAUGAUUCAUCUUCUGGUUCCUAUGAUUGUGAGAAGGGUGAUUUUGCUUUAUGUUACUCGAAAGUGAAUAAAGGACAGCACUUUGAAAACUUGGAUAUGAUAACUGUUCUUUUAGCACCACCGAAAAAGAAAAGUACUGUCAUUCCUAAUAUUGAAGUAAUUGGUAAUCCAUCUGCAAAUUCAGCAAACAUCGAUGAUAGUUUAAAUGACAAUGAUACCACAAAUGAUGAUUCUGAAGAUAAUUGGUUUGUACCUCAGAAUAAUCCAUCAGAAAAUGCAACAGUUCUUACAGGCUCCCUAAAAUAUGGUUUUGCAAACAAAAUAUCAGGAGCUUUAAUUGCUUUUGAGGCACCGUGGAUGAAGGAAAUAAUAGAUCUCCCUUCUCCUGAUACAACUCCUGAAGCAGACAGAAAAAGUUUACAAGAAAAAUGUGAAUUGGAAGAUUUCAGUGAAGAACAUUAUAUGGCAGAUCUUAUGGAGCCAGAAUGUUGUGAUCCUUAUAUAGCAUAUACUGCGGAAUGGGACACAUUGCAGAAAGACAAAGUUACAUUUAGCGAAGCUGAGGUUGAUCUGUUAAAAGAGCUUCCAAACAAAGAAUAUUUAUUAGAUGCGGAAGAUAUUGAAAAAUUAUGUUUAAAUCUUGUUGAUAUUUUAUAUGCCAGUUGUUACAAUCAUCGAACUACAUUAGGAGAAAAUACUGUGGAAAGUAGUUGGACUAUUAAUAAAUUAAGUUCUACAUUAUGUUGGUUCCGAAAUUUUACUUCUAUGGAUGAAGUUAUCACGGCGUGCUUCCGAAGAUCACUUUGUUAUCCACUUCACAGAAAUUGGCGGCUUUCUCUACUAGUUUUUGAAGAUGUUAAAAAGAUUCUCACAUUAGGAAAAAAAUUUAUUAUUAAAGUUUUCUGUGAAAUCCAUACUUUUAACAACUCAUAUGAACCAAGAUACAUAUUAAAUCAAUUGUAUAUAAAGGACUUUUUAAUCUGGUUGCAAGCAUCUCCUGAAUCCUUAAUAGAACCGCUUCAUUCUAUGUUAAAUAAUAUUCAUCCAAGGAAAGCGAACAUGGGACUGGAUUUAAUAGAACUGGAAGUGGCAGCUUAUUCUGUUCAGUCAGAGGGAUUUGUUAUAGAAAAUGCUGUUCACGAGAUGGUUGGACAAAUAGAUGAAUUGUGUUUGACUGAUGCUGAGAAAGAAAAGCCAAAGAAUAUAUAUCAUGUUAACAAACAAUUUUUUAAGCAUUUGUUAUUGAGUAAUACAAGUUCAAUGAAUAGCAGUGAUACAGAUUCCGAAACGGAUUCUGAAAGCAGUACUACAUCAAGUAGCACUACCAGCAGCAGUAGCGAUCUAGACUCUGACGACUUAAGUGAACCUGAAUAAAAGGAACAAAAUAAUUAUUUUAUUUUAAUUACAAUUUGUAAUACAAGGUAAAGUA
This is a messenger RNA of Nylanderia fulva, 1740 nucleotides long. Its product is annotated as protein SHQ1 homolog. NCBI's taxonomy places the organism in Eukaryota, Metazoa, Arthropoda, Insecta, Hymenoptera, Formicidae. Gene Ontology annotation, cellular component: cytoplasm; nucleoplasm. The record is from RefSeq and is a predicted model, not a curated record. Gene Ontology annotation, biological process: box H/ACA snoRNP assembly.